Molecule: messenger RNA, 4138 nt
Organism: Cloeon dipterum
Lineage: Eukaryota; Metazoa; Arthropoda; Insecta; Ephemeroptera; Baetidae
Product: 5-oxoprolinase
Exons: 19
Coding region: 224-4075 (1283 amino acids)
Biological process (GO): glutathione metabolic process
Cellular component (GO): cytosol
Molecular function (GO): 5-oxoprolinase (ATP-hydrolyzing) activity
Source: RefSeq, a predicted model, not a curated record
GGCUCAAUGAUAAACAAGGUUAUGUGUUCAGUCAGCAGCUGGAGGAGGGGGAAAGCAUGGUAGUGUGUACAUUGAGUGGAUAGUGGUGACUGUGGCGAGGACCACGAAGUAGUAGUAGCAGGGGGGUGGGGUGAGUGCUUCUUUUACUAUUAUCAAAAAGUUAACUUUUAAUUCACUUUUACUGAUAACGCGAACUCGACAACAGAAUCCGGCUGCUUGGACUAUGGCUUGGACCAACAGCAAAUUUCAAUUUGCCAUUGAUCGCGGCGGAACUUUCACUGAUAUCUAUGCAAGAUGCCCUGGAGGAAAAGUACGCGUGAUGAAACUGCUUUCUGUCGAUCCGGCUUAUCCUGAUGCCCCUAGGGAAGGUAUUCGGCAAAUUUUAGAAAAGGAGCUCGGCACUUCAAUACCAGCAAAUGAACCUAUUGACGAAGAGAAAAUUGAAUGGAUCAGGAUGGGCACCACAGUUGCCACAAAUGCUUUGCUGGAGCGAAAGGGCGAACGAAUGGCUCUGGUUGUCAAUGAAGGCUUUAAAGACAUUCUUUAUAUCGGUAAUCAAGCCAGACCCCGCAUUUUUGACUUGUCUAUAAAAUGCCCUGACGUUUUGUAUGAGUCGGUGGUUGAGGCACGGUGUAGGGUUUUACUUGAAAAGUCGGAGUGCGAGUUGAACAGCAUUGAGCAGUACCCAAAGGUGACAGGGAAAACAGGUGAAAAAAUAAUAGUCAGUCAAGGUUUGGACGAGGAAAAACUUCGCUCAGAUCUUAAACCCCUCCUGGAAAAGGGUAUCAAAAGUUUGGCUGUGGUUUUGAUGCACUCGUACACGUUCUUCGAACACGAGUUGAGAAUAAACGAAAUCGCCAAGGAAUUAGGCUUCACGCACGUUUCGCUGUCUCAUCAAGUCAUGCCGAUGGUUAGAAUGGUUCCCAGAGGAUUCACUGCUUGUGCAGACGGCUACCUAACACCGCACAUUCAGACAUACUUGAAGAGUUUUGCCUCUGGAUUUAAGAACGGCCUGAAAGGCGUGCAUGUUCUCUUUAUGCAGAGUGAUGGGGGUCUUUCACCAAUGGAGCUGUUCAAUGGUUCAAGAGCAAUUCUGAGUGGCCCGGCUGGUGGUGUCGUUGGCUACGCCAUGACCUCAUGGGACAGUGCUUCAAAGCAACCAAUUAUUGGCUUUGACAUGGGAGGAACCUCGACGGAUGUCAGUCGCUAUGCCGGAGAAUACGAACAUGUUUUUGAGUCCACCACUGCCGGUAUCACGAUUCAGGCGCCGCAGCUGGAUAUCAACACGGUGGCCGCCGGAGGCGGUUCAAUGCUCUUCUUUAGGUCUGGCAUGUUUGUGGUCGGGCCCGAGUCGGCUGGAGCGCACCCUGGACCAACUUGCUACAGGAAAGGUGGACCGCUCACUGUGACCGAUGCAAACCUGGUGCUUGGCCGAAUCCUACCUAAAUACUUUCCAAAAAUAUUUGGACCAAAUGAAAAUGAACCUUUGGAUAAAGAGGGCGUUCUUAAAGCUUUUGAAAGGCUAACAAAUGACAUUAAUGCUUUUGAAAGUAAAGAGCGAGGGGCUGAAUUCACCCCUCGGACUAAGGAGGAGGUUGCCAUGGGUUUUAUCCGGGUGGCCAAUGAAGCCAUGUGCCGACCAAUCCGAGCUCUAACGCAAGCGAGAGGCUUCGACACCUCGCAGCACAUCUUGGCCUGUUUCGGGGGCGCUGGCGGACAGCACGCGUGUUCCAUCGCGAGGUCGCUGGGCAUGAGCACAGUCCUGGUGCACAAAUAUGCUGGCAUUUUGUCCGCUUACGGCAUGGCACUCGCCAGUGUGGUACAAGAGGCGCAGGAAGCCUGUGCCAAAGUAUUCUGUAAAGAGAAUUUUGCAUUUCUCGAUCAACGGCUGGCUCACUUGAGCGAUGAAUGCAGGAGCAAACUGAAGGAGCAAGGGUUCACAGAUGAGCAAAUAAAAAUUGAGCCCUAUUUGCACAUGAGAUACAAAGGCACUGAUUGUGCUCUGAUGUGCCAUGCUUCCAUUGGCCAACACAGUGAUAAUGUCAUGCAGCAUGGCGACUUUUUAACAUCUUUCCUGGAUAGAUACAAUCGAGAAUUUGGCUUUGUAAUACCGGAGAGACAGGUUUUGGUCGAUGACAUCAGAGUUCGCGCAACAGGAGAUGUCAUCACAAAUCUUGAGACAGAAAUACAGCCUGCCAAUGCUACGCUGCAAACUGAAGAGAUCACUAAGGUUUAUUUCGAAACUGGCCCGCAAGACAGUCCAGUUUACUUACUCAAAAAUCUUGGACACGGCGCCAAAGUCAAUGGGCCAGCCAUAAUUAUUGACGGCCUCAGCACCAUUUUGGUGGAGCCAGGCUGCAUCGCGGAAGUGACCGCUCAAGGCAAUUUGCGAAUCAAGAUAGGUUUUGCUGGCAAGACAGUCGUCGAUGAGAAAGUAGACCCAAUUCAGCUCGCCAUUUUUUCCCACCGUUUUAUGAGCAUCGCAGAGCAGAUGGGGAGAAUUUUGCAGAGGACGUCAAUUUCUACCAACAUCAAAGAGCGCCUCGAUUUUUCUUGCGCCCUAUUUGGCCCUGAUGGCGGACUAGUGUCCAACGCGCCUCACAUUCCAGUGCAUCUUGGUGCAAUGCAAGAAGCAGUUCAAUUCCAACUGAGACACCUAAAAGACGAUUUGCACGCCGAGGAUGUCAUCCUAUCAAACCAUCCUUGCGCCGGCGGCUCCCAUUUGCCAGACCUGACGGUCAUCACUCCAGUAUUCCACAAUGACAGCACCAAGCCAGUAUUCUUUGUGGCGAGUCGCGGCCAUCACGCUGACAUUGGUGGCAUCACGCCUGGAUCCAUGCCGCCUCAUUCCACUAGUCUAGACCAGGAAGGCGCCGCUUUCAUCAGCUUCAAACUGGUGUCAAAGGGAAAAUUCCAGCAGGAAGCGUUGGAGCAGCAAUUGAAGAAAGCUGGAUCGAGGAAUUUGCAGGACAAUCUCGCUGAUUUGCAGGCUCAAAUCGCCGCCAACCGCAGAGGCAUCCAAUUAGUACAAGAACUCAUCGAAAGCUAUGGCCUGAACGUAGUGCAGGCGUACAUGAAGCACAUCCAGACAAACGCAGAGCUAGCCGUCAGGGACAUGCUCAAACAAGUGGCUGAAAGCAGUAAAACCGGUUCGCUUCUGUCGGCUUCGGAUUUUAUGGACGACGGCUCUGUCAUCAAUCUGUCUGUCAAAAUCGACCAAGAGGCCGGCAGCGCUGUCUUUGACUUCAGUGGCACCACUUGGGAGGUCUGGGGUAAUGCCAAUGCGCCCAGGGCGAUCACUCUAUCCGCUAUUAUCUACUGCUUGCGGUGCAUGGUCCAGCAUGAUGUCCCAUUGAAUCAGGGUUGUCUGGUUCCCGUGAAGGUCGUGAUUCCCAAGGGCUGUUUGCUCGACCCGUCUGAAAACGCGGCUGUUGUUGGCGGAAAUGUGACGACCUCUCAGAGAAUAGUUGACGUUGUGUUUCGUGCGUUUUCCACUUGUAGUGCCUCCAAUGGCUGCAUGAACAACAUUACCUUUGGCACCGACACCUGGGGUUACUAUGAAACCGUCGCGGGAGGAGCUGGAGCCGGUCCGAGUUGGCACGGCAGGGGAGGUGUGCACACGCACAUGACAAAUACCAGAAUCACUGACCCUGAGAUUGUGGAGAGAAAUUAUCCAGUCAUAGUAAAUCAUUUCAGUUUACGACCUGGCUCUGGCGGCGGCGGCCGGUGGCGGGGCGGCGACGGCGUCCGCAGGGAGUUGCUCUUCCGCACUCCGGUCACUCUGUCUGUGCUCACGGAACGACGCGUCUUCAGGCCAUACGGUCUUUUCGGCGGAGAAGACGGCGAACGGGGCCAAAACCUUUUGAUCAGGAGCGACGGCCGCAUCAUCAGGCUGGGAUCAAAGACGGCGGUCAGAGUGAACGCUGGGGAAACGUUCCGACUUUUGACCCCUGGUGGCGGAGGUUUCGGCAAGGGAUGCCAAGAGAGCGAAGAAGCAACACCGGGUGCGAAUGUGCAAACUUUCGUCGAGAGGGGUAGCGUUUAUGAAUACCGUCAGGCGCAAGAAUCCGCCUGAUUAUCACGUCAAUUCAAUUGUUCUUGAUUAAUAAAGUUGUUGUUGUUGUUGUUUAUCCAGUUA